Messenger RNA from Pipra filicauda (Wire-tailed manakin), 5126 nucleotides. It is a transcript of the gene TOR3A, whose product is annotated as torsin family 3 member A. NCBI's taxonomy places the organism in Eukaryota, Metazoa, Chordata, Aves, Passeriformes, Pipridae. The record is from RefSeq and is a predicted model, not a curated record. The transcript is spliced from 7 exons. Gene Ontology annotation, molecular function: ATP hydrolysis activity; ATP binding. Gene Ontology annotation, cellular component: nuclear envelope; endoplasmic reticulum lumen. Bases 2012 to 3262 code for a protein of 416 amino acids.
UGCCAGACUCAGCUGAAGAUGAGCAAAUACUAUAGUGAGGGUUCCAGCAGAGGAAUCAAAAAAUCCAGCUCUUAACGAUGUGCAGCACUUGGGCCGGGCUGACAUCCCAGGAAUCAUUCCCUGGUACCGUGGAGCUGGAGCAGUGUUGGACAGUCAGUUUAUCUUUCAUAAUUUUCUUUUUUGAUAAGCUCUCUUCAGUUAAAGCACUUACCCUGGGAGGUCAGAGUUUGAAUGUUACAGCUAUGAAUUUUUUUAUAAAUGUACAUAAAUUCUUCAGGUGCUUCAACUAGUUUUCAGGAAGGCUGGCAGCAGUUUAAUUUGCUAUGGCUACAGCAAGUUUAAUUUUUUAAUUUUAUUUUAUUUUUUUUUUUAGUAUGCUGCACUGGUUUUAGUUCUGUUUAAGUUACUGCAACUGGUGUUCAGAUUGUAGCCUAUUUUUGAAGCUGGAGGGGGCAAUUUUGUUAAUCCCAGUAUUUUUAAUGCCAUUGUGUAAUAUUUGCAGCCACCUGUAGAUGGUGAUGCAUUCCAUGCCUGGGCUGCAUCCCCUUUCCCAUCCACUGGUACCAGGGAAUUUCCAGGCUGGAUGAAUUGCAUUUAUUAUCCCCCUUAUUUUUAUUUUUCUGAGCAUGUGGGAUACCCUUGAAAUCCUUUCCAUUUCCAAAGCAUCCUGGCCUUGUCUCAGUUAGGAUAAGUUGUGGGUGACCUUGUCCUGCUGCUCAGUAAUUGUGGAGGCCUCAGUUUCUUACAGUAAGCCAGCAGUGGGUACAGCUUAAGAUAAAAUGCAAGUUUUAUGGGGUUUAUCCACUUUUUGUCUUCCUCCCACAGCCAAGUGUGUGUGUGUACGCAUUUUCCAAAUGAAAGCCAGGGAUUGCAUGGGAUUCCAGGAUCCCCUGCCAGAGCACAGUCAGCCCUAAGGAAGCAGUUCUGCUUCCCUGUACAGGAAGGGGUUUACCAAUGGUUGGAGAAGAUGGCAGGAGGAAGCUGGAUGUUGGUGAUGAGCUUGGUGGUGGCCGUGAGUUGUACCUGUCCCAGAGCUCUGAUCUAAUUCCUGAACAGAACUUGGAGCCCAGCAGGAACAAACACAGCCCAGUGUAGCUCCUUGUGCUGCCAGGCUGACUCACCCUCUGCCUCCUGCUCCCUCGUUUAUGCCCGUUAUUUUGGUAUCCCCUUGGAAAUGGCUCUAAUGAACAACUACCGCUGUCUCUUGCGUCUGUGGCAGCAAAACUUCAGCUGAGCCCUUGGGCUACUUAAAAAACAGAUUAUUUGCCUUCCUCAGGCACUUAUAUUGCCGGUGCUGCAGCUCUGUGGGAGCAGCCUGAGUUGGACUCGAUGAUCCUUGAGGGGUCCCUUCCAACUCGGAAUAUUCUGUGCAAUCAGAAACAGGUACUCUGUGAAACCAGGCUGGUAGCGGUGCCCGGGAGGUUCCCUGGGCAUCUCUCUAGCUCCUGCCUCUCCCGGCCAGGGUUGGCCGGAGCUGAGGAGGGGCCGGAGUCCAACAACCCUGGUGCGGAGCAGGGACCGGAGGGUGCCGGUGGCUCCGGCCGGGGCCGGGUUUUGGGGUGUCCCGGUGGCCGUGCCGGGUUUUGGGGUGUCCCGGUGGCUGUGCCGGGUUUUGGGGUGUCUCGGUGGCCGUGCCGGGUUUUGGAGUGUCUCGGUGGCUGUGCCCGGGCGGGUUUUUGGGUGUCCCGGUGGCUGUGCCGGGUUUUGAGGUGUCCCGUUGCUGGGUUUUGGGGUGUCCCGGUGGCUGUGCCCGGGCGGGUUUUGGGGUGUCCCGGUGGCUGUGCCCGGGCGGGUUUUGGGGUGUCCCGGUGCCGGGUUUUGGGGUGUCCCGGUGGCCGUGCCCGGGCGGGUUUUGGGGUGCUGGCGGUGCUGACCCCGCCCCGCCGCGUUUGGGCAGCGCCGCCCAUCGCGGGCGGGAAGUGAGGUCACGGCUGGAGGGAGGCCGGGAGCCCGCGGACAGACCCCGCAGAGCCGAGCAGGGUCAGCUCCCAUCCCCUGGGACCCCCGAGCCAUGGCCGUGGGCCAGGACGGGCCCCCGGCUGGGCUGGGGCUGGGCUGCUGCGUCCUGGUGGUGCUGCUGCUGCUGGGGGGCUCGGGCAGCCCGGGGACACCGCCACCGCCACGGGCGACAUGGGCAGAGCGGCAGGGACACGCUGGGGAGGGGGCUCCGCGGGGCAGGGCGAACUUGGAGGGGUACGAGGCCGUGAAGAAGCAUUUGGGAGCCGUGGGUGCCCUCUCCAAGCAGUACUGGCAGUACCUGGCGUGCAAGGUGUGGCAGGAGGGCUGCGAGGAGGAGAAGGAGGAACAAAAAGAGCCCGGUCCCAGCCCAGGCUGGAGCUUACCUCUGGUGGGCCAGGAUUACCUGGAGAUCCUCUCUGCCUGGUACUGCAGCUUUGGCAAGUGCUGCGAGACAGGAGACUGCAGGAUAGUCAACAACAUCACAGGGCUAGAGGCAGACCUCAGUGAGCAGCUCCACGGGCAGCACUUGGCCAAAGAAGUGGUUGUUCGGGCAGUGCAGGGGUUCCUGCAGAGCCCACAGCCCAAGAAGGCGCUGGUCCUGUCCUUCCAUGGCUGGUCUGGCACAGGGAAGAACUUUGUGGCCCGGAUGGUGGCCAGUCACCUGUACCGGGAUGGGCUGAGGAGCGACUGUGUCAGGGUGUUCAUCUCCCUCCUCCACUUCCCCCACCACAAGUACCUGGACUCCUACAAGGCCCAGCUGCAGAGGCAGCUCAGCGAGACCCUGCAGCUCUGCAGGCAGUCCCUCUUCAUCUUCGACGAGGCCGAGAAGCUGCAUUCCAGCCUCCUGGAUGCCAUCAGGCCCUUCAUGGCUCCCUACGGCAACGAGGGCCAGGCGGACCAACAGAGAGCCAUCUUCCUCUUCCUCAGCAAUCUUGGUGGAAACACCAUCAAUGAGGUUGCCCUGGACUUCUGGCGAGCCGGCCGGGCCCGGGAGGAGAUCUCCAUGGAGUUCCUGGAGCAGCGGCUGCGGCUGGAGCUGCAGGAGCCUGCAGAGAACAGUUACGCCCACAGCCACCUCCUCAGAGAGAACCUCAUUGACUUCCUGGUGCCAUUCCUGCCCCUGGAGUUCCACCACGUGAAGCUCUGCGCGCGGGACGCCUUCCUGGCCCGGGGGCUUCCCUUCUCCGAGGCCACCCUGGACGCGGUGGCCAGGAUGAUGGUGUUUGUCCCCAAAGAGGAGAAGCUCUUCUCUGCACAGGGCUGCAAAUCUGUGCCCCAGCGCAUCAAUUACUUCCUUCCUUGAACACCAGGUGGGACUACACAUGUGCUGGAGGUGGUUCUGCACUCUGGGAGCUGCUCCCCUUGCACAAGGUUGGACACACAGGUGACCCAGCCAGGCACUUGCACAGGGACAGAGACUCAAUCCCUCCUUACUCCAAGGGCUGUUGCAGGGAAGGAGGUGCAUCCCACCCAGCUUUACUCCUGGGACGUGGGGACAGCCUGUGCUUGGCUGUGUUUGGAGUCUGUCUGGUGUUUUAAGUCCCUUUUAGGUGGCAGUGGCCUGAAGGGGAGAUUGGGUUGUGCUGACAAAUGCUGUUUCAUGUGAGUGGGGACUGGGAAUAUCCAAGUUCUUGGUUUGUUGCCAUGUGGUGAAGGCAGGCCUGGGGCAGGCUGGUCCUGUUGAGACAGUGCAGCAGAAGCCACGUCCUCGUCCCUGUCCCCAGUUCUGUCACUUUACAAGAUCACACAGAACUGUUUUGCUGGAAUUAAAUUUUUCCCUCUGUUGCUCUCGUGCCUUCCCAAGGUGUUUGCUGCUCAGGGACACCGAUCAUGUUUGUGCAUGGAGAAGAGGACUGAAUAAUCUCCUCUGGAGAUGCCAAAUCCAUAGCUUCUCACCUCGGAGUGUCCACCUCUCACUGGAGUCUUCCAUUGUAUGGAAGCAGUGCAGGGAUGAGGGGAACUUCUGCUGCAAUCAUUUUCUAAGCAGUUUGGUGAAGGGCCCUUUUGCUUUACUGCAAAAUGAAAAAGGGGAGAGAAUUUCUCUGCCAGGGGCAAAGGGCCGGUGAGCAGGAUGGUGGCUGAAGGAACAGGCUGUAGGUGAAUCCGGGAUUUCACGGAUGCAGGAAGCUUGGGUUUUUUCCUUUGUUUUUCAUUUUUCUCUUCUUUAUGUUUCAUGCUGUGGUUUUUUGGCUGGUAUCAGCAUUAUUAUUACUAUUACAAGGGCCUGUUUGCUGUCUGGGUACUCGCCAGGUGAUAAGUGUGUUACAGCAGCUCCAAAAAAUUUCAACAGUGUUACAGGAAUCACUUUGUGACCUCUGGGUCAAAACUCCCUUCCAACAGAGCUGUGCUGGCAGUGAGUGAAGCAGCACAUGCUUGGCUUCCCAGCUACUCCCACAGGGGACCUUUGGUCUGUUUUAAGCUUUGACCUGCUUUGUGGUGCCAGUGAAUGAGCAGCACGACCUCUGGGAAAAGAUUGACCAGACUCACUUACGAGUCCUGCAGACUUUGAGUCCGUGUUUCCCUCCGGGCACGCUGGCUCUGUUAUCUAACGAGGCUUCAUAGUCCAAGGCAGGAGGAUGAGCCAGCUGCUUUCCUACUUGGUUUGAACUUAGCUCUUGUCUGGAGCGGACCUUAGGGUUGUGCCCUGCGUGUGUGAUCAGGCAUUUCUGAGACUUGGUUUAUGGUUAAUCACAGGUGUCAAAAAUCUGGGAAACAUCAGAAUCCUGGAAUGGCACUUUGAGAAGGGAGGAUGCUGUCCCACAGGACACAACUUGGGUUGUGUUUUAUCACCUGAGCAGAAAGUUUAGCAGGUUGUUAGUUGAAGGUUAGUUGCUCAGAAGGUUGAGUAAAGCCAGGAUAACCUGGGAUUCUUUUUUAAAUAUAAAAAAGCCUCCAGCUGUCCGGGUUAGGCUGACGCUGCCUGGGGUGGCAGGAAGUCAGAGUGAAUGUCUCACUGGUGUGAGGUUGGCAUGUGGAGCAACUCUUGCUGUGGUGGUGGUGUCACUAACGAGGGUGAUGCAAGACCUGUCUCUGCCGGUCAUGUGUGCGUGUCACAGUUGAGGGAGCUUUGGUUACACAACCCCAACAGCCACAGCCGUUCUCUGACCAUGCCGUGGCAAUACUGUGUGGUUUCAAUGACAUAAAUAAAGAUACUGUGGGGUUUUUUA